AUGGGAGGAUAUCAUCAGGGAAAUGAAAAAACUAUUUAUGAAUUUGUUGUUCGACAUUUUCUUGCAUGUGUGUCCAAAGAUGCAGAGGGGCGAGAAACAACGAUAGAGAUUGAAAUAAAAGGUGAAAGGUUUGCUGUUAAUGGGCUGGUGAUCAUUGCAAGGAACUAUCUCGAUGUUUACCCAUAUGAGAGAUGGAAUGCAAAAGUUAUUGGAGAAUACAGUCCAAAUGAAGUUUUUCAGCCUUCUUCUAUAGAGAUGACUGAAGGAGAAACAAGUGCACCAGAACUACUAACAGAAGCUGAUCUUAUAGGACUGAUGGAAAAACAUGGAAUAGGAACUGAUGCUACUCAUGCUGAGCAUAUAGAAACUAUCAAAUCCAGACUUUAUGUUGGUGUAAAUGAAAAUGGUCGUUUUAUACCCGGUGAACUGGGGAUGGGCUUAGUUGAAGGUUAUGACAUGAUGGGAUUUCACAUGUCCAAGCCCCAUUUGAGAGCUGAAUUGGAGGCUGAUCUAAAAAGAAUAACAGAAGGAGUACGAGACCCAAAAGUUGUACUUCGUGAGCAAGUAUCAAAAUAUAAGGAGUAUUUUAUUGAAGCAGUUGGUCAGGCAGCUAAACUGGAUUCUGCCUUAUCAGUGUAUUUUAAUGUGGAACCAGGACAAGUUGUUGAAGAUAGUUCAAACCCUCAGCUGAUGCCUAUAAUGAAGUGCCCAAAGUGUAAAUCUGGUGAUAUUGUUCUGCGAACUAAAAGAGAUGAUAGAGGGUUCUUUUUGUCUUGUAUGUCAUACCCUAAUUGUUCUGCAGUUAUGUGGUUACCUGACAGUUUGGAACAUAUCUCUGUCCUUGAGGAAGAAUGUGAAAAAUGUCUUCCUAGAAGGGUGAAGAAAGUGAAACUUAAAUUUAAACAUGGGGCAUUAAUGCCAUUUUUCCCUGACGAGUUUGUGAAUUGUCUUGGAGGUUGUGAUUCUGAGUUAAUGGAUGUCAUUGAUGCUCGACCUAUUGUGCCUGCAGGAAAUCCUAGCAUUACACCUACCUCAGUAACCUCAACAUCUAGAAACACAAGUUCAGAUAGUGGAUAUGAAUCUGCUCAACGUAUGUUUCAUAAUAACAAUGCAUCUUCAUCUUCUGCUAUCUCAAGAUCUAGUUCUACAUCAUCUGUAAGACAUCAUGCAUUUACUAGCUCUCAACAGCCUGGAUUUGUGUCUAGUCGACAAUUAAAUAGGCAACCAUUAAAUCCUGUGUUUUCUCCUAAUCGAAUUUCUAACCCGUCUGAUGAUAUAGUUUGCAACUGCGGUAAAAAAGCGAUUGUAUUAACUGUUAGGAAAGAAGGGCCCAAUACAGGCAGACAGUUUUAUAAAUGUCCUGAAAUGGCUGAAGAUAAAAGAUGUGGAUUUUUCUUGUGGAAAGAUGAUGAAAGUGCUCAGUCAUCACAGAUGAAUUCUUACCAAAGACCUGAGAAUAAUUUUGCUUUUAGGCAUUCUGCAAAUGCAAAUGAAAAUUCUGCUGUACUUUGUAGAUGCUCAUUAGAGGCAAGAUUGCUGACUGUUUCAAAAGAGGGGAUAAAUAAAGGGCGGCAGUUUUAUGCUUGCUCCAAGCCUCGAGAACAGUCAUGUGGUUUCUUUCAAUGGGCUAAUGCUGAUGAAAGCCAUGCGAGAAAUAUCCCUCAAACACAAUUAGCAG
This is a messenger RNA of Stegodyphus dumicola, 1678 nucleotides long. RefSeq names its product topoisomerase 3-alpha (gene Top3alpha). Gene Ontology annotation, biological process: DNA repair; DNA recombination; DNA topological change. Gene Ontology annotation, cellular component: nucleus; chromosome; RecQ family helicase-topoisomerase III complex. The record is from RefSeq and is a predicted model, not a curated record. Gene Ontology annotation, molecular function: zinc ion binding; DNA topoisomerase type I (single strand cut, ATP-independent) activity; DNA binding. NCBI's taxonomy places the organism in Eukaryota, Metazoa, Arthropoda, Arachnida, Araneae, Eresidae.